Molecule: messenger RNA, 578 nt
Organism: Didymodactylos carnosus
Lineage: Eukaryota; Metazoa; Rotifera; Eurotatoria; Philodinida; Philodinidae
Source: the annotation of a GenBank genome assembly
CUAUGGGUACCCAAUGCAGUACCUACAUUAGUAUAAUUACUAAGAAUUUUCGAAGUACCCAUAUCGGGUACCUUGCUGAGGCUUUCUCAGUACAUGGGUACCUUGAACUCAGUACUUUCUCUAGGGUAAUAACACACAUUGAAAUAUUUAGUAUCCUGUUUAUUUUUUCUUUCACCUGUAACAAAAGAAUGAAUAAUGAUCUAGUAAAAUUAUUUUUCUAAUUGACUAAAAUAAAUUUAGAUCCCUGUGCUAACGGAAAAGAUCAACAAAACAAAACAACUGCACAGCGACCUGAUUUUUGGAAAGAAAAACUUCGUGCUCGUCAGUUUCGAUUUAAGUGUCCGCUAGUGUCUCGUCAAAAUAUAGCCAAUGUCGAAGAUACAUAUGGUGUUCGAUUGGGCACUGAUAUGCGACUUUGUGAAGGACCCUAUGUAAUUUUACAUACACAUCUACUUAAGGUUCAUAAACUUAAUCGACCCAUUGCGACACUCUUAGUUGAUGCCAUUCAAGAAAAACAAAUUGAACAAAUGGAAAUAUCGAGUUUGGAAAUGGAAGUAAAUGAAGGAAAAGUAGUUUAG